Molecule: messenger RNA, 228 nt
Organism: Acaulospora morrowiae
Lineage: Eukaryota; Fungi; Glomeromycota; Glomeromycetes; Diversisporales; Acaulosporaceae
Source: the annotation of a GenBank genome assembly
CUGUUAUCCGUAAUGCCUGAAAUAUGUCUGUAUCACGAGAGUCAAGGAUUUCAAGAUCAAGUCACGAUAGCUUAUCAUCGACUUAGAAGUGCUAGAAGUAUUGAAAAUCAGAUUAGCAGCCUUACUCAUGCAUAUUAUUUGGGAGCAAGGAUACAGACACUUAUCUCAGCAGAAAGACCUGUCAUACGAAGCAUUUUGACCGCAUAUUACCUUAAAGCCACGAUCUAG